Closterium sp. NIES-67 is the source of this 4184-nucleotide messenger RNA. The record is from the annotation of a GenBank genome assembly. Lineage: Eukaryota; Viridiplantae; Streptophyta; Zygnematophyceae; Desmidiales; Closteriaceae.
ACUGCAACGAGUUACGGAAUGCUUUCAAGGAACCAGCGCCUCUAGGCUCAGGAGGACCCAAGGCAAGCUUGAGGAGAGAAACGCUUCAUUUUAUUGGGGAGCGGAGGGGGGACCGAUCGGCUAGUAUCUCGGAAGGAAUUUUACAUCGACGUAUGGCCUUCCCGGUACCUCGCCUCGCCAGUUGAUCAUCAUCCGGCGAUCUGACCGUCCGUCCGUGUGCUCCGGCAUUGUCGCUUAAGCUUUUGGUUGGGGGCGUUGCCCUGAAGCGUGCUCUACAAUUUGACAUGUAGAGACUCUCUUCAAAUUUCCCCCAUUAUCGCGUGCUGAACCACCCGAAUUUCCUGACUCGGUAAUCGGAUAGCGAGGGCCGUUUCGCGCUGGUUUUUAACGUUAGCACGCGAAAUACUGUAAGCUCUUUCUACUUCCCCUUGGGAUCGCAUUUAGCCUCUGAAAAUUCCCGGAGCCUUCGUCCUUUCUCCUCCCGUCCCGCCAUAUCCAGUUCCGAAACUACACUGAAUAGCACAUUCCGCUCUCCCGCGCCACGCUCUCUCAUGGCCAUGGCCUGUAGUCGCCGCCGCUCCUCAUCCCUCCCGUUCUUCCCCACCUCUCUUUCCUCCCUCAUUCCACUCCUCCUCUCCCUUUUCCUCCUCAAUGCCGCUCCAUCCUCCUCCUCUCCCUCCUCCCCCUCCUCCUCCUCUACCUCCUCCUCCUCUCGCGGCUCGUCCUCCUUCCCUCUUAAAGCCAUCCCCCGACGCUCCCUAGCCAACGAGGCGCUCCUAGACCACGUGCCAGGCCAUAAGAACAUCCGCACCUUAAACCGCGCGAUCCGGCGGAAGCAACUCGCGGAGCUCAGCCUUAGCUUCUUCCCGGCAAAAGGGGGAGGUGGCGCAGUUUUCGGUCCUGAAGCGAGGGAGGAGGAGUUAUUAGGGGGUUGGGUGGGGGGUAGGCGGCUGAGACCGAGGCACCUGGCGUGUAGAGGAGGGAACUGCCCUAAUAUGGAGAUGUGUGGCCUAGGGAUAGAAGCUUGCUGGAAUCCGGGGUUAGUAGAUCCGGGGUUAGGGGGGGAUGGGGGAGAGGGGGAAGGGGGGGGAACGGGGGAAGGAGGAGGAGGGGGAAGACAGGGCCGGGAGGGUAGAAAGCUUCAGGUGAGCGGAAAGAACAGUGAAAGGGGUGUGGUUUGUCCGCCGCUGCACGGAGUUAAAUUGUCGCUUAACGACGUGUUCCUGGCUAACUGCACCGUCGAGCCCGAGGAGGAGGAGGAGGAGUUUCAACAGGAAGCGCCAGGGGGGGGAGAGGGGACGUCCGGAUUCGGCAUGGGAGGAGGCGGAGCGGGAGGAGGGAUGGGAGGAGGAGAGAUGGAGUUAGGGGAGGAGGAGGGGUCGGCAGGGUUGGCGGGGAGGGAGCGGUUGCUGCCCGGGAUGGGCGGAUGGGCGGGACAGGUGUUUGUGCUGCACAAUGUGUUCGUGGACCCGUGGGGACUCGUGUUCAACGCCUCGCAUGUCUUCCGCGCGGGGGGAUGCCGCCCUCACCUGCGCCGACAGAAGGUGUUUGUGCUGCACAAUGUGUUCGUGGACCCGUGGGGACUCGUGUUCAACGCCUCGCAUGUCUUCCGCGCGGGGGGAUGCCGCCCUCACCUGCGCCGACAGAAGUUUGUUUACCACCGAGACACGCAGGUGACGGUGCACAAGCUGGUGGUGAACCUCAUGGUGCCGUCCCCCCAGCGCCACCUCAAGGCGCGCCACCCGCGCUUCCACACCGUCUUCCACCGCCUCGUGCACCAGCUCCCGCUCUUCCUCCCGCUCGCCCCGCUGCUGCCCAAGCUGAUCGAGCAUGAUGCACGGUUCCUGGUGCAUGAGAAAAAGUACCUGCAUUCUCUAGCCCUGCACAUUCUGGGCGGGGACCCCUCGCGCCGGGCACUCGUCCUGCAGGAGGAGGCGCAGCACCUCAUCUUUGUGGAGCGCCUCGUGCAGCCCUUCUUCCAGCACUGCGCCGCUCCCAGCCCCGCUCUCUGGCGCGCCCUGCGCUCCCACCACCUCCUCCCCCCGAACGGUCUCCCCUUGUUCGACAAGAACUGGCGCAGGAGGGAGGUGGCACCCGUGCCUGCCACUGCCGAGGAAGCCGAAGCAGCAGCAGCAGCAGGGGAGGCGGGAGCAGCGGGAGGGGCGGAGUUAGCAGCCCUUCCGAUCCCUAGGAAAGACUGGGUGGUGAUAAACGCCCAGCCGCCAGGAGUACUGGAGCUUGAAAAAGCAGAGGAGCAUGAGGCUGCCCUGAAUGACAACUUCUGGUUCGGGCGGAUACAGCCGCACCUAGCAGGCAAGGGUUUCGAAGCCACCAGGAAACUUUUCGCCCGGGCAGCUUUGCUGGUUACCACGCCAGGCGAGGCUCUGCUGAACAUGAUUUUCAUGCCGCCCGGCGCUACAGUGUUUGAGUUCCAGCCGCGGGAAUCGGCCACUAGCGCCCACCGUGCCUUUGCACAUGUGCUCAGCCUAAAAUACGCCUCCUAUAUCUGCAAGCGAUCCCGGAGAGCGAUUGACGAGGAUGACCCUGUGACGCUCUACUGCCAUCCCAUGACUGUCAAACGCUUCUUCACUCACAUUGAAUCGGUGGUAUUCCGAAGCCCGGUGCUACCUGGGGGAGGCUCUACCCGGACCCAGCUUAAUAGGGAGUUUAUCCCCGGCUCGGUGCUCCGAGAUAGGGCGCGAGUGGGGAGGUUUAAGGCGUGGGCCGCGUGUGUGGGGAGGAAAGGCAGGUGGGUGGAGAACCCUACUCCGCGCCGACUGCCCUGGGACUUUCAUGGGCACAGUAACCCGUGCGAUGUGAGGGGUGAGCGCGAGGGGAGGGGGUAUUUGACUCGGAAUGCUGCGGAUGCGAUAGCAGCAACUGCCAAGCCGGAUGCUCAGGCGUGGAAGGUUCAGCCCCCUUUGAAGUAUGAGUGGGUGUUGAACGAGGGGGCGUGUGAUGAUGGGGAUGGGGAGAAGGGAGCGGGGGGAGGAGCAGGAGGAGGAGGAGAGGGAUGGAAGGGACAGAAGAAGAGGAGGAGGCUGGAAUCUGUUCCCCUUGGUAGGCAAAACCAACAGCAAAAGCAACAGUUACAGUUACAGCAACAACAAGAGCAGCGACGACGACGGCUUAAGAAGGUAGGUCUUGUAGCACCACCUCUCAACUCCUCCUCCACCUCCUGGCUUCCGUUUGACCCAUCGGAUUUCUGCGAGAGGGUUCUGAAGCACCGGCGCAUGCUGGUCGUGGGCGACUCUAAGCAGCACCAGCUGACGCAGUCGCUCAUCAACGCGCUGGCCAGGGACGUGCGCAAGCCCGCAUCGAAGCUGAUGCACGAGGUGCAUGCGCCAGAGGGGUGCGCCGCUGUGCUGGAUAACGAUGAGAGCCGCUUCCAGCACGAUUUCUGCAGGAGCUUCAUAUUCAACUCCACUCUCUGCCCCGGCUUCCACCUCGACUACAUCCGCUCGGACCGCCUCUGGAUCUUCGACCCGCGCACGCCAGAAUACGACCGCAUGCCGUGGGUGCUCCCAGCGCUCUCCCACCUCGCCACUGCCGAUAUCAUCCUCAUCAACCGUGGGGCCCACUGGACCACAACCGAGGAUUUCCUCAGCGGCGUGCGGUCCGCAGCGAGAUACAUCCGCCAGCAUUUCCCUGAUAAGCUGGUGAUCUAUAGGAAUACCCCGCCAGGGCAUGUAGAGUGUGCGGGCAUGGAUAGGCCACUGAAGCAGCCGCAGGAUCAGGAGUUGCUGCCGUAUUACUGGAAGGAUUUGCGGGAGCAGAAUGAGGCGGUGAGAAAGGUUGUGGAGGAAUCGGGAGCGGUGUAUAUGGAUGUGGAAGGGAUGCUUGCCCUGCGGUGGGAUGGGCAUGUGGGUAUGGUGCCGGGUAGGGACAAGCCCGACUGCUUGCACUACUGCCAGCCGGGUCCCCUGGAUGUGUACCCCCAGUUCUUGUACAAUAUUCUCAUCCGCCUCAUGCCGCCGCCGCCCAAGUGAAAAAGCAGGGGGCAGUUUUCUAUUGCAUAUGAUUGGGGAAACUACUACCGUAAUUUCCUCCAUAGCUUGAUAUUUUCAGCAGCUGUUUUGCUAUUAUUGUCAACUUAUACAUACAUUUGCAUAUAGAAGUAAUAGGCUAUAAUAGGUGUGUGUUCUUAGAGCGAACAAACCAAACCCUAUAUCUUCCUUGUUCCC